Molecule: messenger RNA, 2362 nt
Organism: Oenanthe melanoleuca
Lineage: Eukaryota; Metazoa; Chordata; Aves; Passeriformes; Muscicapidae
Gene: UBOX5
Product: U-box domain containing 5
Exons: 5
Coding region: 237-1829 (530 amino acids)
Biological process (GO): protein polyubiquitination
Cellular component (GO): nucleus
Molecular function (GO): ubiquitin-ubiquitin ligase activity; ubiquitin protein ligase binding
Source: RefSeq, a predicted model, not a curated record
GCGCGACCGGAAGCGGCGGGAGGAGGCGAAGGGGGCAGGAGGAGGAGGCGGCGGCGGUGCCGGAGCGGCUCCGGUGAGUCCCGGCUCCUUUCCCCUUCUCAUCCGCCUUCCGCUUCCUCUUCCUUAUCCCCGUCCUCUGCCCGCUGCCCGAGCCACCCCCUCAGCCGGCGGGGCUGCCCUGCCCCAUAUACAUCUGACUCUGAUGCUCAGCAAGUGACCUGUCUCCAGCUGCCAAGAUGGUAAUAAACGUGUGUCUCCCACAGUUCAAGCCAAGAAUUCACUGCAACAAGAUCUCUGCCGAUGGCUACGAGGUGGAGAACCUGAUCUCCGAGGACCUGGCCAGGAGGAGCCGCGGCUUCCGCAGCGAGUACUUCAUCAAACCGCCGGUGCACGUCACCAUCUCCUUCCCCUUCAGCGUGGAGAUCUGCAGGAUCAACGUGGACAUCUCCUCUGGGGGCUACCAGACCUUCUCUGGCCUGGAAGUUUACACCUCUACCUCAUGCAACAAAACCUCUUGGCAGAGCCCCGAGGGGCAGUGCUCAGGUCUGGCCGACAAGGACACCUUCACCCUGGUGGGCAAAGCUGUCUUAAAAAAUCAGAGCAAAGUGACUUUUGGCCACAGAGGCUUCAAGCCAAGGCCUCCCUUCCAUCAGAUGGAAAAUGUCUUCUCCUACCCCGGCUCGGUGUCCCAGGACCUGUGGAACAAAGGGCCGGCCUCGCUCAGCAACGUGUCCCACCUGAAAAUCUGCAUCACCCACGUGGCCGGGGGGGGCCUGCCCGGCAUCAAGAGGCUGGAGGUGUGGGGACAGCCUGCCAAGUCCUGCCCUCAGGAGGUGAUCGAGGGUGUCUUCCAGGUGGCCUCACAGUUCCUGGCCCAGGACGUCGGCAGCCUGAAGCCGGAGCUGUGGGCGCCGAUGGAGAGCGACUGCGUCCCCUUCGGAGCCAGCGAGCAGCAGGCCCUGCACAGGCUGGUGGAUGUCGUCCAGGACAUCCCUGAAGAAUUCCUGGACCCCAUCACUCUGGAGAUCAUGACCUUACCCAUGCUGCUGCCCUCUGGGAAGGUGAUUGACCAGAGCACGCUGGAGAAGUGCAACCGCAGCGAGGCGUGCUGGGGCCGGGUCCCCAGCGACCCCUUCACGGGCGUGGCCUUCAGCCAGCACUCACAGCCCCUACCUCACCCCACCCUCAAGGCCAGGAUAGACCACUUCCUGCUGCAGCACAGCAUCCCUGGCACCAACCUGCUGGGCAGGGCUCACCUCUCGGGGAGCCCGGUGCCCUCCUCCAUCACCCUGUCCUCUCUGAAAAGGAAAAUGGACUGCAUGGAUCAGGGCUCCCUGCAGCCACCCUAUUUUAAUGCUACAAACUUACUUGUCACGGCUACCUCAGAGAACAGUGCUAAAAAAAUGAGAACUGACAGUGACUCCCACUUGAUCCAGAUGGACUGUUCCACAGAUCUGGUGUCCCACGAGCAGAAGCUGUCAGAGAGCCUGGACUCUGCCCUGACCUCAGCUCUCAGCUCCAUGCCCUCCUUCACAGCCAAGCUGAUGAAGAGCCAGCAGCAGGCUCCAGGAGAGGGGGGCUGCAGCACUUCCUGGAGUGUGGGCACAGUCCUUGAGCACAACAGGAGCAGCCAGAGCCAGGCAUGUGCUUCCUGUGGCAAAUCCUUCUCCUGCUACUUCAAGGCAGAGCCCGUGUACCAGCUCCCCUGCGGGCACCUGGUGUGCCGGCCCUGCCUGGCCGAGCGCCAGAAGGCUCCAGCGUCCCCCAUCCACUGUGGCAGCUGCAAGAGGCUGGCAGCCAGCCAGGAUGUCAGGAGGGUUCACUUCUGACCCCAGGGCUGCCAGCAGGAGGAGCAGGAGCUGCUGCUGUGCCCCAGGAGCCGGAGAGUGGAGAGGACUCGGAGUUGUGCUCACAGAGCAGGGGUGGGGGGUUAGAGCACAGUGCCAGAGCCUGAGGAUGACAAAAGCCAUAGCUUCUUUAUCAAGGAAUAUGUAUUUAUGCAGGACUGGUGUCCAGCACUGCCCUGGGGCUCAGAGCUUUAGCACAGGUGCCUUUGGGACCAGCUCAGCUUCCCCCGCCAGUUUGACCAGCAGCCAGCCGGUUGUGGAGCAGGUAAAGCCCUUGUGAGUGACCACACACACACACUGCCCCCUCUGACCUCCUCCCCUUGCCCACCUCGCCCUCCCCUCCCUGCUGGGAGUGAGAGGCUGUGGUGAGGUGAGGGGCUGGCAGUGAUCUCACCCUGCUCAUCCAGACUUGUAGAAAAGCCAUCCCAUCCCACCCUCUCGGUUUAUGUCGUGUGACCAGCCCAGCUCCUGGCUGGCUGAUAGACAUUUAAGCCUUAAUAAAAUGUUUAAAGUCA